Molecule: messenger RNA, 1301 nt
Organism: Cynocephalus volans (Philippine flying lemur)
Lineage: Eukaryota; Metazoa; Chordata; Mammalia; Dermoptera; Cynocephalidae
Gene: CCDC163
Product: CCDC163 homolog
Exons: 8
Coding region: 331-1152 (273 amino acids)
Source: RefSeq, a predicted model, not a curated record
GUAGUCGCUGUCACUCGUUUGGCGCGAUGUUUCCAGUGUCCUGGAUCUGGUGCGGUCUCGACCAAGAUUCGGAGCCUUCAACUCCCACCUGAUAUCUGCAUAUCAGGGCAUCCCGCUUUUCUCACAGUUUCCCAGGAGUGCAGCUCCCUUGGCUAGUUCCAGAAUCGCAGUUUUGGUCUGAUAUUGCAGCCCUACCCUACCUCUAGUAUUGCAUUCCCACUCCCCUCUUUCGACCUGACGUUGUGGCCUUUCCUGUGCUGCACCUCGGGUAUUUCUGGCUGGGAGAGCAAGGACACAAGACGCCAGGGAGCCAGACUCCUGCCAUAGGAUAUGAGUAGGAGCCUGAGCUGGUCUGAGCAGCUUGAUGCGCUUCUCAAUGCUACUGAUGGAAAUGUGGCCCGGAUUAAGCAGCGGCUGUAUCCCGUUGGGGUCUCCACCGCAGCUGGGGAUCUGGCUGGGACUUGGAUUUCCCAUCACUUGCAUCCCCAGUCAGGAGUUCAAGCUCAACAGCUUUGGUAUCAAGAGACUCCCACUGUCCCAGAGAGGCUGAGAUGGGCUGGGGCCUACAGUCCAUCCUCUCUCUGGGAUGAAGUUACUAUUCUCCGAUCCCAGCUUCAAUCUCAGGCUCAGGUGACUGAGGCACUAAGACAGGCUGUGCAGGGCAUGCUGGAAGAGCAAGAGCAGCAGAAGUACCAGAUCAGUACCCUGGAAGUAUCAUUAAAGUUGCUGCAGAGAGGCCCAGAGGGGAGGACCCUUCUCCUGGAGCAACACCUGGAGAGGCUGAGAAGAGAACUGGAGGGUCUUCAGUACCUGGUGCAGGAGCAGGCCCAAGCCCAAGCCCAAAUGCGAACAGGACCAGGAAAGUGCAGUACUACCAGUGGUGUUCACCAGGAGCUGCAGACUGAGCAGCAGGUGCUGUGGGAAGAAUCAGAGAUUCUACAGGAGGAGUUAAAGUUGCUGUGGGACCAGUUAAGCCAGCACCAGGAGCUGCUGCUCAAACAGAUAACUAAGGAGCGGCAGGCUCAGGCCCGCAGCUGGAAGAUUUCCAGAGGAGCACCCUUUCUAGCCUGGAGCCCAGCAGCUUCCAGCUCGAUGCCCAGAGUUUUAAACAAGUUCCUUCAGGGCUCCAAGUUGCUCCUGACUGACCUGUAAGGACUUGUAAAAGUAGUGGGAUGAAGCCUUCUUUGUCCACCCUCCCCUUCAAGGCCCUGUUUCUGGGCCGCCUGCCCCUCCCCUCUUGAUCUAGCUGGUAUUUGCUCUCUUUACUGAGGCUUCUCACUGCCUGCCAUCCCUGUCCCCCA